Molecule: messenger RNA, 702 nt
Organism: Arachis stenosperma
Lineage: Eukaryota; Viridiplantae; Streptophyta; Magnoliopsida; Fabales; Fabaceae
Product: protein LIGHT-DEPENDENT SHORT HYPOCOTYLS 4-like
Exons: 3
Coding region: 1-540 (179 amino acids)
Biological process (GO): response to light stimulus; mRNA transcription
Cellular component (GO): nucleus
Source: RefSeq, a predicted model, not a curated record
AUGGCCAUGACUUCGUCAUCAUCGGCAUCGUCGUCGUCGACAUCGUCACCUUCAACUCCUUCUUCGAGCCGCUACGAGAAUCAGAAGAGGAGGGAUUGGAACACCUUUGGUCAGUACCUCAGAAACCAUAGGCCUCCACUCUCUCUCUCUCGUUGCAGCGGUGCACAUGUUCUUGAGUUUCUCAGGUACCUGGACCAGUUUGGAAAAACGAAGGUUCACACACAGAUGUGUCCAUUCUUUGGGCACCCGAAUCCCCCGGCGCCGUGCCCUUGUCCGUUGCGGCAAGCAUGGGGGAGCCUCGACGCGCUCAUCGGCCGCCUCAGGGCGGCUUUUGAAGAGAAUGGAGGGAAGCCGGAAGCCAACCCUUUCGGCGCUCGGGCCGUCAGGCUUUACCUCCGUGAGAUUCGUGAUUCACAGGCCAAAGCCAGAGGAAUCAGUUACGAGAAGAAGAAGCGCAAGCGUCCCCCAUCUCAUGGACAACCUCAAGCUCAACCUCCACCACCGCCAUUGCCACCACCUUCAAAUGAAUCAAAUCACUAGUAUACAGAACUUGGGGAUUUGAGACAUGGUGAUACUGCAAUAUAAGGAAUGCAUUAUGGAAUUUGAUUUAAAAAAAUGUACAAUUGGAGUUGCACUGUUCCUGAUUACAAAAUUAGUAGCAGUGAUGAGUUGAGUGAAUAAAUUUAAGUGGUAGUGCGAAGA